Molecule: messenger RNA, 2468 nt
Organism: Pyrgilauda ruficollis (rufous-necked snowfinch)
Lineage: Eukaryota; Metazoa; Chordata; Aves; Passeriformes; Passeridae
Gene: KHDC4
Product: KH domain containing 4, pre-mRNA splicing factor
Cellular component (GO): nucleus
Molecular function (GO): RNA binding
Source: RefSeq, a predicted model, not a curated record
GCGGGCGGGCGCCGCAGCAAGUGGGAUCAGCCCGGCCCGGCGCCUAAUUUCCUGCUGGCCGGCACGGCGCCGCUGCCCGGGCGGCCGUUCCCCGGUGGGGGCGGCGAUGGCGGCGCCGCCGUGGCCGGGUCCGAGAGCUCGGCGGCGCCCUCGGGCGCUGGAUGCGGCCGCGGCCGUGGCGGCGAAGAUCAACGCGAUGCUGAUGGCCAAAGGGAAGCUGAAGCCGGCGCCCAGCACGGCGGACAAGCUGCAGGCCCUGGGGAAAGGCCCGGCCACGAGCAAGAGCAAGGAUGACCUGGUGGUGGCCGAGGUGGAGAUCAACGACGUCCCCCUGACGUGCAGGAACCUGCUGACCAGGGGCCAGACCCAGGACGAGAUCAGUCGUUUGAGUGGAGCAGCUGUCUCCACCCGUGGGAGGUUCAUGACUGCAGAAGAGAAAGCCAAAGUGGGACCUGGAGAUCGUCCUUUGUAUCUUCAUGUUCAGGGGCAGACACGGGAGUUGGUUGACAGAGCUGUGAACAGAAUCAAGGAGAUCAUCACCAACGGGGUGGUGAAGGCAGCCACGGGCUCCAGCCCCACGUUCAACGGCGCCACGGUCACCGUGUACCACCAGCCAGCCCCCCUGGCCCAGAUGAGCCCAGCUGUUGGCCAGAAGCCUGCUUUCCAGUCAGGGAUGCAUUAUGUGCAGGACAAGCUGUUUGUGGGGCUGGAGCACGCUGUUCCCACGUUCAGUGUGAAGGAGAAGGUGGAGGGGCCUGGCUGCUCCUACCUGCAGCACAUCCAGAUUGAAACCGGUGCCAAAGUCUUCCUUCGUGGGAAGGGCUCGGGGUGCAUCGAGCCAGCCUCAGGCAGAGAAGCCUUUGAACCCAUGUACAUCUACAUCAGUCACCCAAAGCCAGAAGGUUUGGCAGCUGCUAAAAAGCUCUGUGAGAACCUGUUGCAAACAAGUCCUCUGAGUGCUCCUUUCCUGCCUGCUGCCCCAGUAAAGCCCAGCCUGCCCACUGGAGCCCAGCCCCAGGUGCAGCCCCAGGGCCAGAAGAGACGCUUCACGGAGGAGCUGCCUGACGAGAGAGAGUCAGGACUGCUGGGAUACCAGCAUGGACCCAUUCAUAUGACUAAUUUAGGUACAGGCUUCUCCAGUCAGAGCGACAUCCAGGGAGCCGCGGCGAAGGCAGCGAGUUCCUCAGGAAAGGAGAGAGAGAGGGACAGGCAGUUGAUGCCUCCACCAGCUUUUCCUGUCACUGGCAUGAAAUCAGAAUCGGAAGAAAGAAAAGGUGCGGGGUCUUUGCCAGGCAGCCAUGAUCAUCAAGCCAAGAAGAUGAAAACUGCAGAGAAGGGCUUUGGAUUAGUGGCUUACGCUGGAGAUUCUUCAGAUGAAGAGGAGGAACACGGUGGCCAUAAAAAUGCAAGUACUUUUUCACAGGGCUGGAGUUUGGGGUACCAGUACCCAUCCUCUCAACAGCGAGCUAAACAGCAGAUGCCUUUCUGGAUGGCACCAUGAAAAACCUGCACAAAAGUUCCCACCCAUCUGGUUUUUCCCCCCUCUAGCAAUAAUGCAUGUAUAUUCCAGAACGAACUUGGCAAAGAGGAGUUGUUUUUACAUUUGCAGAAGCCAAUUUUUCCCCUUGGAAGGGCUCUGUUGUUUUUUAAAAAUCCUCACUCUGGCAGCGUAUUUGUCCGUUUUUAAAAAGGAGUGUUUGGAGCAGCUGCUGGUCCCUUGUGCAAGGGGGAAGUGCUGUCAAGAGGAGCCAGGGAAGCCUCUUGGGCCAUAUUUUCCAUUUCUCCCAGAUAACAUAAAGGGAAGAGUCAGUGACACUGACUUCACUCCGCAUUUGCAUUUUUGGGGUGCUCCUGCUGUCAGCCCCAGUGAUCUGCUGGUGACUCAGCCUCAGUUUUGGGCUUUGACCAGAGGAAGGAACAUCCAGCAGCCAUGACAAACUUGAGCAUCACGUUUGGAAAGCUUGGUUUUAUUUCCAACGUCUGUCACUGGGCUUGGUUUGAUUCUGAGGUGUGAUUUUACCAGUGCCACGAGUUCCCAUUCUGGCCAGAUGUUGGGCUGGCUGCAUUCUCUGCAGAUGUUUUGGCACUGCAGCCCAAGUGCUGAACUGUUUUCCAUCUCCCAGAACUCGGAAUCAGCAGCAAUUCCUUUUCCAGAGGCUCACCCCCAUCUCUUCCCUCACUCGUGGAUCCCACCAGAGCCAGAAGCUUCCACGGUGGUUUCCCCCAGGAAACCUCACCUGCAGAACCUGGGAAUGAGUUUUUGGGCUGCUUUUGGACUGUUUUGGACACAAACUGCUCCGGGGGCUGGUUCAGCCAGAGGCAGUGACACAGGGACAGGUUUUGGGACAGGAGAUUUUCUUUUGAGAAGGGGCUGUGUCCCUGCUGUCCUCAGCUCUGCAAACUCUGCUUCCCCACGUGCUGUAAAUAAUUGGAACCAUCCUUUCAUUAUAAAUAAAUGUAUAAAUAUU